GUUUCAAAGCGUUGAAAAAAACUUUUGACGCAACACGCAGCGCAUUGAAGAUGUAAUUGUCACGCAUAACAGCUCUUGCGAGGAGUAGCGUUGCAAAAAAAUACGACUAAUUUACAUGAGCGAUGACGAGAAUGAUCGCAAAAAAGGACACGUUGCGAAACAAUCUUCCGGAAAGGCAUUUUUUUUUUUUUAUACUCUAUAAUUACACAUUACUUAUGAUACACGAUGCAGGGAACAUCGCGAAGUCAAUCUGCGAAAAAGAGAACAAACUACCCUCGCGCGAGGAUGCAUGCGUACGAGAGAGCGAGAAGAAAAGCCGUGUGAAAAUAGAGAGUGGGAAAACGUGGCACGAGAAGGUAAAGGAGCAGAGCUCCUCUUCGGGGAAGCUUCGAAUAGGAGAAGACGAGAAGUAGCGAGAGAGAGAGAACGCGUUUUGUCGGCCCACCCCCGGGCUCUUUCUCUCUCCUCGGGCGAGUCAACCCCUCCAAUCUCUCGCCGUUUCUCUCUCUCUCUCUCUUUAUUUAUCUUUUGGCGGGGGCUACGGGGGACCGCGCUUGAUCACGGGCGCAACCCGGGCCACGGGCCACGAGUCACAGGCCACGCGGACCUGCCCGAUACAACAUCCAGCACGCGACGACACGCUACCGUCACCUUCUGUCUCCCUCCCUUCUGAUUCUCGUUCUCUCCCUCUCGGUUCGCUUCUCGUUCUUUCUCUCUCCUUCUCUCUCUCUCUCUCUCUCUCUCUUUCUUGCCGCGGCGUACACACACGACGCGUACGACCGAGCCAGGAGUAGACACGAGGUACAGGCGGUAGCAGAGGGUACGGGGGACCUGACCGAAAGCAAAGCCCGUAACCCCCGUUUGCGGGCCGAGCCCACUUCAGACACGCCGUGUCCUCCGCGUGGUCCACAUCAUCCUGUCCUGACCGCCUCUCUUUCUCUCUCUCUCUCUCUUUCCCUCCCGCGCGCGCGCGCGCGCACGCACGCCCGCGUAUAUCUCUCGCUGCGCUCUCGCGCCCUUGCCGUAUUCCGCUCGUCGGUACCUGUGCCCGUCCAGGCACAGUUCUCCCUCUUACCUCUGCCUCAUCGACUGCCUCGCUGACGUACGUCCUUCUCCUCGCGAGCGCGUUCGCCGAGCCGGCCGACCGACCGCAGUUUGCGGUCUCCACCGCGAGUUUGCCCUCGCGUCGCGCGGACCUUGCUACUCCGCCGACUACCAGAAGUAGCCGCACGUGCUCUGCCAACGAGCCUGCGAGUACCGGCUUGUCGAGAAGAGGAGAAGGAAGUCUCGUGGAAUCACGGAACUACAAUCUUGAGCGGUCGGAAGUUGAACGCGUGGUUACCAGUGAGUCUCCAAUCGAGUGGAUGUGGAAGAAUAUUGUUGAGGCAGAGAGCUUCUCGAGUGGAAAUUCCAACAUUCUGUCAGCGAUCAGGACGACGUUGAUCGACGAAAUUCUACCUAUCAAAAUUAUUGUAUUUACAUCUGUGCGAUUAAAUACGAACACGAUUCCAUCGAAACGAGCAGGAUUUUCACGAUUGCUCGCGUCAUUAAAGGACUCGAGCGUACAUGUGCGUCCGAUGAGAUCGUUAUGACUCUGAAUGAAAGAGCAACGUCCACCUCGCGACUUCAUCAAGGACACUCGACCGCACGUUUCCGCGCGGGUAUCGGAGCGGAAUAAGAACAGGGAACGAAUGACGGAAGGAAGCGCACGGAGAUAAAGAGCAGAUCAUCGGUUCGCACAGCGGAAGGUGGUCGUCGAGAGAAACCUUCAUGUUGUCAUCUGACGUGUGCUCGUGGGUGUAUCAUUAUAUAUAGUCAGCCAACCUCUUUCUCUCGCUCUUUUUCAUCUAUCUCUUUCCGUCUUUCCGGCUUUCGUGUCACAUCCACGUCUCAUUGCCGUGAAAGCGAAGUCAUUUCCUGCGUGAGUCGAGCACGCGACGCACGCCAGGACGAAACGUCUCGCCAGGACUCUGACUUACGGCAACAUGACGUUGUACCAUCAGUAUCCAUUUCGACGCGAAUUAAAUUGAAGCGGAAAACCCGAAGGAGGAGGAAGAACGGAGCGAGACGAAACCUUCUCGAGGGUCCUCGAGGAGAGCGAAUGCCACUCGGAAGCUGAGGAGAGCUACGGGCCGAUAUCGUAAAUAAAGUCAACAGAUUGACGUGACUGCUCGUCGUCGACAUGCCGCAUACCGGACAAGCCGGGGUAAAUCAAUUAGGCGGCGUUUUUGUGAACGGCAGGCCGUUGCCGGACUGCGUGCGCCAGAGGAUCGUGCAACUCGCCAUGGUCGGCGUCAGGCCGUGCGACAUUUCGCGGCAGCUACUCGUCUCCCACGGCUGCGUCUCCAAGAUACUCACGAGAUUCUACGAGACGGGAAGUAUCCGGCCCGGCAGCAUCGGCGGAAGCAAAACGAAGCAAGUAGCCACGCCGACGGUGGUGAAAAAGAUUUUGCGAAUGAAGCAAGAGCAGCCGACAAUGUUCGCCUGGGAGAUUCGCGAGCAGCUCGCGCGCCAGGGUGCUUGCGAUCCCCAGAGCUUGCCAUCCGUAUCUUCGGUCAAUCGUAUUCUCAGAGGCGGUGGCCUCCACACGGAUAUCCCCGCCAUCGAGAGCGGUACAUCCAGCGGAUACACGUCGCAAAUUCCAUCGAACGCUGGAACCAGAGAUACACUCAUGAGAACCGACUAUCAGCUGUUCUACCCGGGUACCCUCGGUCCGCUACACAUCUCUACAAGCAACAGCAACACUGGCACGCCGUCCUGGAAUCAGAGUUUUUACUCAUCCCUCUACCAAGCGACCACCUUGCAUUUACAGCACGGGAUGCAAUCAUUUGCAUCUUUGGAUGCCGAACGUUUGUCGGAACAAAACGGGGCGCAAAAUCAACUGGAGUUGAAAUCAAGCUCAAGCUCGACGGCCGGCAGCGAUGAUUCGUUGGAUAAAAGCGACCUAGACGAGAAUCUUGUCGAUUCACAGGAUCACUACAAGUCCUUCCGAAGCACACCGAUCAUUUUAGAGCUCAGCCAGAAAAUUGGCAGCGAUCGAAGCGCGUUCGUCAGGCACGCCACGCCCAAUUCGCACGCCGUAAACUUGGACAACUCGCGAGAGAGCCCGUUAUCAAUCGUCGAGACGUUGAAGCAGGAUCGUCCUACGUCGCACAGGAUGCUCGAGACGAAGAACACGAGUCCGAGCACGACGAUGACGACGACGAACGAAAGUGCAGCGGUGGAAAAUCAGCCGCCGCAGAAGAAGAAGAAUCCCUAUUCGAUAGAAGAGCUGCUGAAGAAGGACGAGAGCAAAUCUCCACCCAGAAGGAGAUUACCCAAUAUUGGCGUGGUGCAACCCUGCGGAAUUGUCGUCAGUAAGGAGAUGUAAAAGAAUGUUGUAGCGCUCAAACACGAGAGGAGUUUAUGGGAUAAGGUGCGUUGUGUAUUUAUGCAAAACGCAAACUAUAUCGUGAUAAUCAUCGAUUAUGAAUCUCCAUCUCGGGCGAACGAUAUAACAGCGUACAUCGUUGGCUGUAGGUAAUAUAUGUAGUAUUGCAGGGUGUAGAGAAAUAUUGAGCGAUACGUGCGAAGCGCAUUCAAUGAAAAUUGAAUGGCUUUUACACAUUACCUUAAUAUAUAUAUAUAUAACUUGAGAGUUAUUUCUUUGCACCUGUGAUGAGCAAUCUUUGCGGGUACAAUGAGAGUAGCGAAUGUCCUAUAAGUGUCUAAUUUAGAGUCUAACUAUCGAUUAAGAAGUUGGCGAAAGAGAUUAGAAGCGAACAGAGUUAAAAUUUUCUCCUUCGAGAGAGAAUGACUGUUUUGUCAAAUAAGAUACGAGAAAUGGUACGCGUAAGCCAUACAUAAAAUGUUAGGCUCGAUGACUGUAUUGUCGAUUGUAACUUGUAACGCGUAGUGAAGUAUACGUAAUCUCUCUUUGUGUGUAAGUUAACUUAUAAUUAAAUUAUUGUUUCCAUUUUUUUCACACGUUGCUAAUCUCUCAAACAUUGGCGUUGUUUUCAUCAAACACGCGAUCGAAUACACGACUGUUAAUCGCAUCGAGAAUUUAAGACUUUGCUUAAACUUGUGUGUAAAAGAAGAUAGUUACGACUACGCAAAGUACUUGGAAUCCAGGAAAAGUUUUUUUCACUGUUUUCACUGAUUUAUCUUGCAGUUCGUCGAAAUUCGUUACUGGCGGUGAAAUAUUAAUUAACGUCGCCAGUCUCUCCUCGCGCGUAAUUAACGUAACGCAAUAACGUGGACACUUCCGGACCGCUAUGUCACGCAAUGAAAUUCGACAUUAUCGCACAUGAUUUUCGAAGAGAAAUGAUCGAGACGUGAUUUCGCGCCCACUUAUAUGAGAAAAUAAACGCAAUACGAUGCCUAAUAAAAUUGAAUUUUUCAUUUCCUUUUUUUUUUCAUUCAAAUUGAAUAAUCCAAUUUUAGACAUCUUUGACAGGCCGCUCGCGUAUUGUUCGCCGAAAUCGUCGAAUGGGCAAUCACGCGUCUCUAUUGUGACUCUUCGCACUUUAGAGCCUGGUGUGAAACAGUCGCUACGAUGCCGUUAUACAAGCGGAGGGUCGAGAAAUUAAAUAAAACGUCUAAUAAACAAAUGGCCGUAAAACAUGCGGAUGGAGCAGUGGCGGCGGCAA
This is a messenger RNA of Camponotus floridanus (Florida carpenter ant), 4631 nucleotides long. It is a transcript of the gene Poxn, whose product is annotated as paired box pox-neuro protein. The coding region runs from base 2183 to 3370 and encodes 395 amino acids. Gene Ontology annotation, molecular function: DNA-binding transcription factor activity, RNA polymerase II-specific; RNA polymerase II cis-regulatory region sequence-specific DNA binding. Gene Ontology annotation, biological process: anatomical structure development; regulation of transcription by RNA polymerase II. The record is from RefSeq and is a predicted model, not a curated record. The transcript is spliced from 6 exons. NCBI's taxonomy places the organism in Eukaryota, Metazoa, Arthropoda, Insecta, Hymenoptera, Formicidae.